AUGGUGACACAACCGAUAGAACGAGUCAGUUUUGAUACUCGAGACAGCGGUGUCUACUUCGUCAAGUUUGGCGAGAAUAUGUUGGCAGCUUACGACAGCGAUCCGUUCACUCGGCCCAUCGUUUGGGAGGUUUCUGCUUCACCUAAUUCUGUUGCCGUGACUCGAGCUACACUGGAGCGAUUCAACCGUGUUGCUCCUGAAACCCAGAAUCUGAUCGGCAUAUACAAAUCUCAGCUCGUGUUUCUUAACAAUGACGGCUGGAUCUGUUCAAUGUCGAUCGAAGAUCAAGUCUCAGACAAACCGUACACACGCCACUUCCCAGUGCCACACUGCUGGCGGAGCUCGAGCCACCGCAUAAGAGCUCUGGUGACUCCUAGAGGCGACGUUGUCAUUGUGAAGAGCGACGGGCUUGCAAUUGUCCAAAGGAGUUUGAAUUUAUGA
Endocarpon pusillum Z07020 is the source of this 441-nucleotide messenger RNA. RefSeq lists its product as uncharacterized. Lineage: Eukaryota; Fungi; Ascomycota; Eurotiomycetes; Verrucariales; Verrucariaceae. The record is from RefSeq and is a predicted model, not a curated record. The coding region runs from base 1 to 441 and encodes 146 amino acids. The transcript has a single exon.